Messenger RNA from Eremomyces bilateralis CBS 781.70, 1857 nucleotides. RefSeq names its product NGP1NT-domain-containing protein. Bases 1 to 1713 code for a protein of 570 amino acids. The transcript is spliced from 6 exons. Gene Ontology annotation, molecular function: GTP binding. The record is from RefSeq and is a predicted model, not a curated record. NCBI's taxonomy places the organism in Eukaryota, Fungi, Ascomycota, Dothideomycetes, Eremomycetales, Eremomycetaceae. Gene Ontology annotation, cellular component: nucleolus.
AUGGGUCAAUACAAGAAGGAAGCGGCCCGAAAGGAUCGGGAAGGGAAAAUCAAAGGCGAUCCCAAAAUUAAGGGCGAGAACUUCUACAGAAAUGCAAAGAAGCUCAAGACCCUUAAUAUGUUCAAUGAGGGGAAGGCAGAGAGAAACGCUUCCGGCAGGAUCACGAAAGCCGCAACCUUUCAAUCAAGAGACAUUCCAAAUGCGAGAGUCGAGCCACACCGCAAAUGGUUCACGAACUCAAGAGUUAUCUCCCAAACCGCCUUGAAUGCAUUUCGCGAUGCCGUCACCGCUCAGACUUCCGAUCCCUAUUCCUACCUCCUCAAACGCAACAAGAUCCCCAUGACUUUGAUCCGCGACAACCUGCAUGAGAACGGCGUGAAGAAACAUAAGGCCAAGAUGGCGCUCGAGACGAUGCCGUUCAGCGAGACCUUCGGCCCGAAAGCGCGGCGAAAGAAGGUGCAGCUGGAUGUGAGUUCCAUGGAGGAUUUCGCCAAGCGGGCGGAACAGAUGCAGGAUGAUUAUGAUGGGAAGCAGGAGGAGGCCAAGGCACUCUUCCCGGACAACGAUGCUGAUGGCAACGUUGUUAUGGACUUGGAUGACACGUUGAACACUGCCAAAGAAGCAAUCUUCUCCAAGGGCCAGAGUAAGAGGAUAUGGAACGAGCUCUACAAAGUCAUCGACUCCUCAGACGUGAUCAUACAUGUCCUCGAUGCCAGAGAUCCGUUAGGUACACGGUGUCGGAGUGUGGAGAAGUACAUCCGAGAGGAGGCUGCACACAAGCAUUUAUUGUUCGCCUUGAACAAAUGCGAUCUGGUGCCCUCCAGGGUCGCCGUAACAAGCCGCCGGCCGUUCUGGCCUGGCUUUGAGGCCCGAUGGGUGAAGAUCCUUUCCAAGGAGUAUCCAACAAUGGCGUUCCGCUCCUCGAUCACCAAUCCGUUCGGCAAAGGUGCCCUGAUCAAUGUCCUACGACAGUUUUCGUCGCUGCAUAAGGAUCGAAGACAAAUAUCCGUAGGAUUCAUCGGAUAUCCCAACACUGGAAAGUCUUCGAUGAUCAAUGCCCUACGAAGCAAGAAAGUCUGCACCGUUGCACCCAUCCCUGGCGAGACAAAGGAAUGGCAAUACAUCACCUUGAUGAAGAGGAUAUACCUGAUCGAUUGCCCUGGUGUUGUCCCACCGAGCAACAACAACACCGACGAAGACAUCCUCCUACGAGGGGUUGUCCGCGUCGAGCGAGUCGAGCACCCCGAGCAAUACAUCGACGCCGUGCUCAAGCGGUGUCGCCAGCGCCAUGUCGAACUGACCUACGAAAUCAGCGGAUAUAAUAAUUCCACCGAGUUCCUGGAGAUGAUCGCCAGAAAGCGUGGACGGCUGCUGAAAGGCGGGGAGGCCGAUCUAUCGGGCGUGGCGAAGCUGGUCCUCAAUGACUUCCUCCGCGGAAAACUGCCGUGGUGCACGCUGCCUCCGGGUUGGGUGGAGGGCCCGAAAGGCCCGAUAUCAAAGGUCGGUGGUGACGAUGCGGAAUCGGAAGUUGUUGAGUCCGCUGGUCUGGAGAGCGAUCCUUUGUCGGAUGAGGAUGAGGAUGAGGCGGGGAGCGAUGACGCUGAGGAUGAGGAUGAGGUUGAGCAGGAAGGAGAGGGAGACAACGAUGACGACGCUGCCGCUGCCGCUGAAGCAUCGGAAGGUCAAAGCGAUUUUGAAGGCUUUGAAUCAUGAGCACGAUGCAUUCUAAUGAACCUUAUUGCAUCCUUCAUGAAAUUCCUCCCUGGGCCUAUGAUACACGUAUGAUGCACGACCUAUAGAGGUCACUCUAUGAUCAAAACCCGUCUAUCCCAUCUAAAUUAAGACAUUUAGUUCUGC